AUAAAAAAUGAGUGAUCAAAGGGUUAAUAAUUACAAGUAGUAAUGUCCCGCCAACAACUAGACACUCUUGUCUCUGAAUAUCUCAGAGAGCAAGGACUCAACUCAACUUUACAAUCAUUCCUAGACGAGUCUCGUCAAAAGGGAAGAGACUUACCUUUACUGCCCCACCACUCCUCGUCCUGGACUAACAAUGAUGACGAAAAACAGGAAACUAGACUACAGAUACAAUCAGACAUGUUGGUCUCGUUUGAAUGUGGUGAGCGUGACGCUUUCUUUGAACUAUGGCAACAGGCCGUACCCAUCGCCAUAUAUGGAAGUGACCACGCCUACCAGAACCUGGAGUUCUAUCUCUCCCUUUACUUUACAAUAUAUCCUUUCAGAUACGAGGUAGGAGACAGACAAGGUGCCCUGAGGUAUUUCCAGUCUUAUCUCAACUCGAGAGGUGAUCUAUUGGCUCAAGCUCCUGACCUCACGGUUUAUUGUGCCCUCCCUUACAUUCCUGACCCCUCAACCCACUCCUCAUUUCAACACCUCUUCACUGAGUCUUGGAAUAAAGAGUUACGUUCUCGGUUGGAGCAUUUUCUUGACUUUUCUCUCCUAGGACAUGCCACGCCUACCAAGCCCCGCCCUUCUCUUCUUGAUCUCUUUAAACAGCAGCAACAAGGAUCGGCUGGUUCUGAUGUUAUCGUAUUAAAGAAAAGAUUAGAAGAAUUACAGUCGAGCUAUGAAGCAGUUGCCAGCAUUGCAAUUGAAUUAGUCGAAGCACUAGAGAGUUCUAUAUCAGGAAAUACACUCAGUACUGAUUACAUUGAGGAUAUGUGUUCGCGAUUGUUCCAACUCUCGGGUCCUUUUCAAGUUCCUCCCACAAAUCCCGAAAACCAACCCGUAUCUAAUUUGCGGGCGUCUGUUGUCUCCUUGAGACAGAGUAUGCAGACUCCGUUGUUUCCAGCUGGAGUUCCUCCUAGCAUUCCUGAGAGAUAUUCUUCAUUGAAUUACGGACAAGUUAAAGUUGAUCUCCUAUCACUUCCUAGUGUUAAUAGAUGUGCUUUAUUGCAGGCACUGAGAUGGAGGCUCACCCAUUCAGUCCCUGGCCCACAGAGAGAGGCUGUCAUCAAAGAAUACUUACAACACGAUCUACUUUCACUUAGGACGGACCUCAACUUCACUGCAACAUUAUUAUCAUCAGAUCUGAGGGUAAAGGAGAGUUUCUGCCGAUUAUUGAACAGUUUCUCUUCUUUGAGACAAGGGAGGGACUACCUCCAGUACAGUCAACACUUUGUUCAUUCUCUCUGUGUGUUACUAAUGUCACUCAAAGAGGACGACCAUCUUUUAAAGAACUUAUUGGGAACCGUACAAAAACUAAGCCUAAGGCGUCCACUCCAGUCUCACAUGAUAUCCAUUGGGUUAAUAAAAUGGACGGUGGAGCAGUUGAGUGACGUUGACAAGAUGUCUGACUAUGUUCUGAGAUAUUCACUUGCUCUUUUCAUGAACCUUUGUCUUAGGAAGGAGGGUAAGCAGCAGUGUGUCUCACUUCUACCAGUUCCACUUCAUGUUCUCAGCGACAUCAUUGAGCAUGAGAACACUGAAGUCCGCUCGUACAUCAAUGGUAUACUGUAUAGUUUACUGGAGUUACCUGAAAUACGUCAAGCAGCUAAUGAUAUGGAUAUGAGUGAGGUAUUGGAUUCAGCCAUGAGAGUGAAUCCUCCUGAACUCCAGAGUCAACUGAAGUUUAUACUGGACAGGCUAAGAUCGACAUCAAGUGAUAAUGAUGACGUCGAAGGAACUAAAAACGGAGAAGAUGAAAGCGAAGAAGAAGAAGAGGAUGAUCCUGAUGUUCUUGAUGGUGAUGAAGAUGAGAUUGAAUUCUCAGUAACUUCUGGUGAAGAUUUAUUGAGAAGCUACUACAUUAGCAACAAGAUUCCCAAUGGUGCCACUGGUCAUACUGUUGGUACACCAUUGAGCAGACCUGUCACUCCACUAAUGCAAUCGAUACACUUCUCACCAAGAUCCUAUUCCGCUCAAAGCUUUGUUGCUAGGGUUCUGGAGAAGUCAUUUGAUGGAUCGUCUGGAGGAAUGACAGCUGGAUCUGUUACAAACCGCCCACACACGACCCCACGCUCAUAAAUGAAAAGACAUUCUAUAGCAUUAGCAUAUAGUAUCACUUACAGCCAUUAGACUUGUACAUGUAUUUAGAAAAUAA
Messenger RNA from Amphimedon queenslandica, 2200 nucleotides. RefSeq names its product lisH domain-containing protein ARMC9-like. The transcript is spliced from 18 exons. Gene Ontology annotation, molecular function: protein binding. The record is from RefSeq and is a predicted model, not a curated record. NCBI's taxonomy places the organism in Eukaryota, Metazoa, Porifera, Demospongiae, Haplosclerida, Niphatidae. Gene Ontology annotation, cellular component: ciliary basal body; centriole; ciliary tip. Gene Ontology annotation, biological process: cilium assembly. Bases 43 to 2124 code for a protein of 693 amino acids.